UUCGCCAUUGCAACAACAUACACACGGGCACUCUGAUCAUCAGUGCACUGUACAGUCAGUAACAGCUAGCAGUCCAUAGAUACAGUAGUGCACGGCAUACAGUACAUUGUACGUACACACAAGAAACUGAAGCUGAAUUUUCUGGUAUCACGAAAGUAUCCAAUUGGACCUUUUUUUGUGUUGAAAAACGGUAGGCAAAAAAUCUUCAAGACGGUGGAGAUGGCCACAACACCACCGUCUGCUGCCUUGCGGGCGCUGAGUUUAGAACUGAGGAAAAUUAACGAUGAACCCGUGGAAGGUUUCAAAGUAACUCUUCCAAAUGAGGCGAAUCUCUUCGAGUGGGAAGUGGCGAUCUUUGGACCACCGGAAACGCUCUACGAAGGGGGUUAUUUUAAGGCACAAAUGAAGUUUCCACACGACUAUCCGUAUUCACCUCCAACCUUCAAGUUCCUCUCAAAAAUGUGGCAUCCCAACAUAUAUGAUCAGACUGGUGACGUAUGCAUAUCAAUCCUACACCCGCCGGUGGAUGACCCACAGAGCGGAGAGCUGCCCUCGGAAAGAUGGAACCCCACACAGAGCGUCAGAACAAUCCUGCUAAGUGUCAUCUCACUCCUGAACGAGCCCAACACAUUCUCUCCUGCCAACGUUGAUGCCUCCGUCAUGUACAGAAAGUGGAAGGAAUCCAAGGGAAAAGACUCGGAAUACGCCAAGAUAAUCCAGAAGCAAGUCCAGAGGACGAAAGCUGAUGCGGAAAAGGAUGGCGUGGUGGUGCCCACGACCCUGCAGGACUACUGUAUCAAGACCAAGACACAGACACCCUCGCACAGCUCCCAGGACCUGACCGACUUCUAUGAGGAUGACGACUACGACGGAGACUACGACGAGGAAGAGGAGGAGGAGGAGUGUUACUAUGAUGACGAGGAUGACUCAGGAAAUGGGGAAUCAUGAUGAUGUUACAGGCUGGAAAAGGCCGUGAACUCUUUGUAUAAAUUACUAGCUUUUGGGAAACUUUAUUUUCUUUUUCCUUUUAAAUUUUUUUCAAUUUUUUUGGAAGGGGGGAUG
Acanthaster planci (crown-of-thorns starfish) is the source of this 1062-nucleotide messenger RNA. RefSeq names its product ubiquitin-conjugating enzyme E2 R1-like. The record is from RefSeq and is a predicted model, not a curated record. Lineage: Eukaryota; Metazoa; Echinodermata; Asteroidea; Valvatida; Acanthasteridae.